AUGGCCCAUGAUGUGCGGACGGAUUUCUAUCCGGCAUCAACUGUCGAUACACGACUCUUCUCAACCUCAAAUAUUCUUCGUCACACGUCUGCGCUUUCAAACUACCGCGAACGGUGCCCUCUUACAUUUGCCAGUCUCAUCAUCAUCAUGGGCCGUUUGUCUGUUCACGACCCGUGUACGAGAGCGAUGGUGGGUUGUCAGCACCAAACUAGUAUUGUUGUCCUGAGCGGCAUUGCAGAGGAGUACUUCGCACGCAUUCUUUUCUUUGGCUUUGGAUGUAAAGGCAUAGAAGGGCAUAGAAUCAGUCAUGAGCGAAGGGGGCGGAACUCUGCGAAUACAACUGGCGGGCUCUACCUAUUCCAAGGCAAUAUUAAGUACAUCUGCAGUAGGAAUAUGACAACGAGCGAGCGGGCCCCUUCAAGCUCCGCCAUUGACUCACAAGAAGCAGUCAGAGAAGAGUUCAUCCAGCGUGAUCAUCAAGCGGAAAAGGAGGCUUGCAAAUGGGGAAGACAGGCGUUAGAAGGGAGAACACUGCAUCAGUGCGACGGCUUUCCUAUUUCAAUGAUGAGGCAUAUUUCUGAGCAUGAAUGA
This is a messenger RNA of Laetiporus sulphureus 93-53, 591 nucleotides long. RefSeq lists its product as uncharacterized. NCBI's taxonomy places the organism in Eukaryota, Fungi, Basidiomycota, Agaricomycetes, Polyporales, Laetiporaceae. The coding region runs from base 1 to 591 and encodes 196 amino acids. The record is from RefSeq and is a predicted model, not a curated record. The transcript has 4 exons.